AUGACUUUUAACCAACCAGAACCAUCCCCCAUCAGUGGGCCAGUGCUGUUAGAGUGGAAAAAUUUAACCGUGAAGGUGCGAUCCUCGAACCAACAACCGGUAUCCUCCUCCAGCAGUUGGUAUGGACGUCCAGGACAUCAGCAAAAAAAAGAGCUCACGCUUCUGCGAAAUGCCAGCGGUGCUGUGCGUUCCGACAACUUAGUAGCUAUUAUGGGUCCAAGUGGGGCAGGUAAGACCACACUGUUGGCCGCCAUCUCGAUGCGUAUCACCGGUUCCACGACCGUCCACGGGAAGGUGCUUAUCAACGGGCUGUACGUGACCAGGACGCAGAUGAAACAGCUGACCGGCUUUGUGCCACAGUACGAGAUCGCCCUCCAGUCGCUGACCGUUGCCGAACAUCUAAGCUUUGUGGCACGGUUAAAAAAUGUCGGAUACGUCACCGUCCUGCGCAUCGUCAAGGAACUCGCCUUGCAAAACUGCUGGGACACGCGGAUCGCACAGCUAUCGGGUGGUGAACGUAAGAAGGUGAAUCUUGCCGGCGAGUUGCUCACCGAACCGGAAGUACUGUUCUGUGACGAACCCACGACCGGGCUGGACAGUUUCAACGCCGUUUCGGUGAUGAAAACACUGCAGAGCUUAAGCAGACACGGACGACGAGCAGUCAUAUGCACGAUCCAUGAUCCUCCGUCGCAGGUGUUUCAGUGCUUUAGCGAUGUGAUCCUCCUGCAAGAUGGUGGCACCGUGCUGUACCAGGGACCGACAGCGGAUCGAAUAGAAUUCUUCAACUCCAUCGGCCAACAGCUGCCGGGGAGUGGAAAUCCUGCCGAUUUCUACUUUCACCUCGUCAGUCCUGGUGAGCGUGAUAGCCCGGACACCGAGGAGGCUGCCGAUCGGCGCGAUAUCAUCCGCAAAACCUGCCGCGAGAACAUCGCCCGGAAGUGCCUCCAGACAAGGUACCAUCAGACGAAGAUCAUACAGAAGCUGGCCAACGAUAGGCACCGGAUCUGUCGCGCAAGCCAGCUGCUGGUGUUGCUUCACCGUACCGCUCUCGAUAGCUUCCGAAAUGUGGGCGAGUACCUCACGGUGACGGCGAUAUUUCUCUUUACCAGCGUUGUGAUAGCGACGCUUUACCGCGAGGUGCGCCCAAACUCGCAAACCUCCAUCCAGGACAUCCGUGGGGCGCUGUUCCUGAUGGUUUGUGAGCUCGUGUACACGAUCAGCUACGGGGUGUUUUACACGUUUCCUUCCGAGAUGCCACUGAUCCGGCGUGAGGUGGGCGAAAAGACGUACAACCUGUCGGUGUACUACGCGCACAAGGUGUUGUACAGCGUACCGAGAGCGUUCUUCGAGUCGUUCCUGUUCGUUGGGGUUGUGUACGCGUUUGUCGGCUUCACCACGGAUGUCGUCACGUACUGCUGCAUGGCACUCGUGUCCGGUGGUGCGAGUGUCCUUGCGAUGGCCUACGGUUAUCUGCUCUCCUGCACGGCUGGCACGAUGAAUAUGGCCAUCGAGACGAGCAACAUCGUGUUCCUGGCGUUUAUGCUGCUCGGUGGGCUGUACCUGAACUUGCGCGCUUUUCCACUCCUGAAGUACUGCUCGUUUUUCUUCUUCGCCAGUGAGGGCGUCUCCAUCUACUACUGGUUGCCGGUUCAAGCGAUCCCUUGUGCCGGUGUGGCCACCAACGAGACAGCAACCUGUCUGCCAACGGGUUUGGCCGUUCUCGAGGAUGCAGGAUAUGGUACGUCGUACGAGGCGCUACACGUCAACUACGCCGUCAUGGCGGUUCAGAUCGUCCUCGUGCACCUGGUGGCGUACGUAAUGCUGCGGAAGUUUGUCCGAAAAGCGGGUUUUUACUGA
This is a messenger RNA of Anopheles nili, 1857 nucleotides long. Its product is annotated as protein brown. Gene Ontology annotation, cellular component: plasma membrane. The transcript is spliced from 7 exons. Gene Ontology annotation, molecular function: ATP binding; ABC-type transporter activity; ATP hydrolysis activity. Lineage: Eukaryota; Metazoa; Arthropoda; Insecta; Diptera; Culicidae. The coding region runs from base 1 to 1857 and encodes 618 amino acids. The record is from RefSeq and is a predicted model, not a curated record.